This is a messenger RNA of Formica exsecta, 1266 nucleotides long. RefSeq names its product matrix metalloproteinase-24-like. The coding region runs from base 1 to 1266 and encodes 421 amino acids. Gene Ontology annotation, molecular function: metalloendopeptidase activity; zinc ion binding. Gene Ontology annotation, cellular component: extracellular matrix. The record is from RefSeq and is a predicted model, not a curated record. The transcript has a single exon. NCBI's taxonomy places the organism in Eukaryota, Metazoa, Arthropoda, Insecta, Hymenoptera, Formicidae. Gene Ontology annotation, biological process: proteolysis.
AUGACUAACGCGAGGACGGUUCUUCUCGUCCUAGCGACGACGCUCGUCGCCGCGACUGCCGCCGCGCCCGUCGACUCGGAGAAGGCCGAGGUGCUCCGCUUCCUGCGCGCGUACGGUUUUCUAAAGAACGACGGAGAAUCGCUGUCGUCCGAUAACGCGACAUCUCUGCGUCGCGCGUUGUCGCUGUUUCAGGAAUACUAUCAAUUAUCGGGAAACGGCACGUUAGACGCCGUUACGCUUAGCCUUAUGCGCAAAUCGCGAUGCGGUCUCGCGGACAUUCCCGAUCGCGCGUAUAGCCCGAUCUCGCGAAAAUGGCCGAAAACGCGUCUCACGUGGAACUUCCAGGUAGCUAGCGAGGAACUCUCGCGAACGGCCGAAGCGGCGUUCGCGUUAUGGGCGGUGAAUUCGUCGCUAACCUUCGCGCGUGACCCGCUGCAACCCGAUAUAUUGAUAUCGUAUCGAACGGGCGCGCACACUUACGCGAAUCGCCGGAACAUCGGCGUUUGCCCGGCGACCUUCGACGGUUCCGGGGGAGCCCUAGCUCACGCGUUCUUUCCCUCGGGAAUGACCGAUUUCGCGUCGGAGGUACACGUUGACGAUUCGGAACCGUGGCACGUGUAUCUAAAUAAAAAUCCUCCCAACACGCACCAUUUGUUGCAAACGCUAACGCACGAGAUCGGCCACGCUUUGGGUCUGCAACACAGCAGGCGCAACGACUCGAUAAUGUUCCCGUAUAUACCCGACAUCGAGAAUCAAUUUCCGGUUAAGCUGAGCAUAGAGAAUAUUCUCGCUAUACAGAAUCUGUACGGGUCUCACGACGACGGAAACUAUCCGACGGCGACUCCCGCGACCACCGCGGCGCCCGCUACGACGAGCGUCGCGCCAAUCGACCCCGCAUGCGCGGAUCUCUGCGCUUUGCGGCGCGUGGACGCCGCGCUGAUAAUGAAUCACGCUGAUAAUGAAUACAAUCAUCGAUUGUACAUAGCUAAUCGUCGCAAUGUGUGGUCGAUCGAUGUAACCGAGAGACGCUACGGUAGGCCCAUGACGCUCACGGAUUACGCGGCGUUUCUCCCGGCGAAUUUCACGCGCCUAUCUGCCGCGUAUCGAAAACCCUCGGGCGAUCUCACGCUAUUCGCGGACGAUUCGAUCUACCUCGCGGAAUAUCCCAGCCUUAAGCUAAAAUCGGGUUGGCCGAGAUAUCUCCACGAUAUCGGACUUCUCCGAAACGUUAAGAAUAACGCUGCGAUAAACACGCACACGGGAUGA